UUGUCUUCUCCGUGUUCCGUGUUUUACGUGGAAUUUCUGUCGUUUUCUUUUUAAGUUUUAUUAGAAAAGUAAUAGUUUUGACUUUUUUUAGUAAUUUUUAAAUAAAUAAAGUGACAAAGUUAAAGAACUAAAAGUUAAAAGAAAAUUAAAGGGAACUACACAAAAACCGCACACAAACAGGACACUGGCAUACAAGCGAAAGUCCACAAACCAGACCCAGUCAAAAAACGUAAAGGUUGCAGAUUCGACUUAGUUUAAUACACAAAAUACAAUGAACAUCCCAAAUGAAUAUAUUGCAAAAACAGAAGAUGUUGCGGAUCAGGUGAUACGACGCGGUAAGAACAUCCUGCCAACAGUAGCUCGCCUCUGCCUGAUAGCCACAUUUUUCGAAGAUGGCCUUCGGAUGUACUUCCAAUGGAACGAGCAACGCGAAUAUAUGGACAUGAGCUGGGGUUGUGGUAAAUUUUUGGCAACUGUAUUUGUGUUAGUAAAUUUAAUUGGACAAUUGGGAGGAUGUGGAAUGGUUAUUGCUAGGUUCAAAGUUGACAUUGCUGUUUGCAUUCUAUUUUUCAUUGUUGUACUACAGACCAUUGCUUACUCGAUAUUGUGGGAUAUUCAAUUCUUAUUGCGUAAUUUAGCAUUAAUUGGUGCACUGCUGUUAGUUCUGGCAGAGUCGAGAGUUGAAGGGCGCAGCCUUUUUGCCGGUGUUCCCACCAUGGGCGAUAACAAACCCAAAAAUUUCAUGCAACUCGCUGGACGUAUUUUGCUUGCAUUUAUGUUUAUCACAUUAAUUCGUUUCGAAUUAAGUUUCUUGCAAAUCCUUCAAGAUAUUGUGGGCUCCAUUCUGAUGGUUUUAGUAACAAUCGGUUACAAAACGAAAUUGUCGGCUUUAAUUUUAGUUGCCCUUUUGACUGUUUUGAAUCUAUAUCAUAACGCGUGGUGGACCAUUCCCUCAUAUAAACCUCUCAGAGAUUUUCUUAAAUAUGACUUCUUCCAGACUCUUUCUGUUAUUGGUGGCCUCCUCAUGAUUGUCUCAUUGGGUCCCGGUGGUGUGUCCAUGGACGAGCAUAAAAAGAAAUGGUAGAUAAUAGAACGAUGACGACGGACAUUAACCCCUCCUCAACACUGUCUACAUCAUUGAGUGAUUCUUUUUAUUAUAAACCUUUUGAGUUUUCUUCAUUAUCAUCCUUCGAGCUUAUUUCAUUAAGCAAAGAAGAAAGACGUAUACAUACAUACAACAAGAAAUUCAAACUUCUGAUAUUUUUAAUUUAUUCUGUUGUGUUUGUAUUAGUUUUGUAAUAUGGAAUUUUGUCCCCAAAAAAAAAAGUAAGAGAACUGUAAGAGAAAAACCAGCAACAAUUUUUUUUACAAAACAAACAAAAAAUCAACCAUAAAAUGGAAAAAUAUAUAAAAUAAAAUACAAAAUAGUAAAUUUACAAAAUCAAUGCGACACAAAAAACAUUUUUGAAGAAAAACAGGAAUCACAUGAAAAAAAAACGGAAAAAAUAUGCAAUUGUAAAUUGCUUUUAUAAUUAAUCUGAACCAACGACUAUUUUUUAUUUUUUUUUUUUUUUUGUUACUGAACAUUUUAGAUGUCCAAACCCCUCAUUAGCUUGAUGCGAUACGACUAUUUCGUCAAAAGUCAUUCUAGGUCUUUUAUUUUCAUUCAAAAAUGUUUCUAAUGUUUUUUAGUUUUUUUUUGUCUGUGUAUGUGUUAUAUUUUGUUCCAUAGUAUGUAUAUUCCUAUUAGUAAUUUUAAGAGAAAACAUUAAACCCCAUUUUUAUAAUGCCAACAGGACUUGAGAAUGAAUUAAGUAAACGUUUUUAAUAUACGGCUAAAAUGACGAUAGACUGUAAA
Messenger RNA from Stomoxys calcitrans (stable fly), 1858 nucleotides. RefSeq names its product surfeit locus protein 4 homolog (gene Surf4). The record is from RefSeq and is a predicted model, not a curated record. Gene Ontology annotation, cellular component: membrane; endoplasmic reticulum-Golgi intermediate compartment; endoplasmic reticulum. The transcript has 5 exons. NCBI's taxonomy places the organism in Eukaryota, Metazoa, Arthropoda, Insecta, Diptera, Muscidae. Gene Ontology annotation, biological process: Golgi organization. The coding region runs from base 272 to 1084 and encodes 270 amino acids.